Molecule: messenger RNA, 2912 nt
Organism: Lotus japonicus
Lineage: Eukaryota; Viridiplantae; Streptophyta; Magnoliopsida; Fabales; Fabaceae
Product: transcription factor TCP13-like
Exons: 3
Coding region: 1692-2621 (309 amino acids)
Cellular component (GO): nucleus
Molecular function (GO): sequence-specific DNA binding; DNA-binding transcription factor activity
Source: RefSeq, a predicted model, not a curated record
UUUAGACACUACUGCCGCGCUUCUUGUCCUGAAGCUUCUGCUUCUGCUAACUGAUGCAUUCUGGGUAUUCAGAAAGGUGAGAGCGAUGAGUCAUAUUAAAGCUCUGAGCAAGGGGUUUUAUCAUGAGUCUGUGGACCAUUUAUUGGACCAUAAUUGUACUCUUUUCAGUACUGACCCAGUUGUCAGAAGUCAGAACUUUCUUGAGAUACUCGUCACUGCUUGUUCUUAACAUCCAAUUAAGCCCUAUUCAUGAAUUUUUCCUUGAGAUUUUUAAUUCUUUGUCUCUUUGUGAAGAAAGAUAAAUAGCACUGGAAGUCUGGUUUAAUUUCUCUGGAAGCAUGCAGCAUCUCCAACAGUUAAAAAGAAUAUAAUCUUUUGCUUUCUCCUUUCAGAAAAAAGCAGGAGGCAAACUUUGGUUUUUAUUUCUCUUACUUCAUCUUCAUAGUUCAUUCUCCUGCUUAUAUUCUUUCUCAUAUAUACUUUUUAUAUAUAUAUGUUUUGUUUGGUGUUAACCAAGUAAUAGGGUGUAUUGCAGACACUGGAUAUGGCCUGCUUUUACUCACUUCCCUAUAUGUCACUGCAUUGCACUUUAUCUAUUUCUUGAAUUUCUAUCAUGAUUCAUUAAAAUAAGGUUAUAUCAAUAUUGAUGAACUUUUCCAUUUACUCAUGCUUUUUUCCUUCUUGUUUUGAAAUAUGCUUUUAUUCAACUACUAGCUUGGAGUGAUGAAAUUUCAAGUUUCUGUUAGUAUCUAGAUAUAUUACUUGUUGUUUGAAGUUUUAUGUUAAUCUGCCGGUGCAUCCAAUUCUUACAGAUAUGAACAGACAUAGACAAGGAUGUGUUUUAGGUUUUUCAUGUCAUGCACUAUUUGUGUGAAAUGGAUUAUUGGAAGCAAUAAAAUUAGUUAUAGUUUGCUUUUUAUGCAACAUUAAACAAAAUCACUGGAAUAUAGUUCCUUAAUACUAAACAAACCAGCAAAAGGAAUAUUGUAUCUUUUGGAAUAUUAAUUAGUCCAUACUCCAAACAUGAACACAAUCACUGGAUCAUGUCAGUAGCACCAAAAUUAUGUAAACAUGAACCUGUUUGAAAUUUUGGCUAUUCUAUAUAAAACUACUACAGUGAGCUUGAUUAAGUUUUCUAUAUUAUUAACAUGAAGAGCUAAUCAGUCAUGAUCAGUUUUCUUUGAAUAUUAUGUUUUCAGGGCUUGACCAUUUUCUAGGUGAAUCAACGUUAAAUAGUGAAGGAAGUUUUUAAUAGUAAUUUUCUUCAGUUUUGUGGGUGAAGUUUUAGGGUUUUAAAGUUGGUAUCUAUCCACAUCCAGCUCUCCCUGAUGAUGAAGCUAGCAAUCAAUUAAUGGAGGCUAAACACAUUUCCAAAUCCUCUUUGCCAAAUGAAGAAGAGAAGAAAUAAUCUUGCUGCGGCGUGGUCGGUUCCAUUCCGGCAUCUUCCUCCUUUUCCAAGCUAGCUGCGGACUCAACUUAAUUCUCUUCACCAAAUUUAUUCUAUGCCAAUAAUCAAAUCAAACCAAAGCCAAGUUUGGAACCUUCAUAUAUAGUUCUUCUAUCCUUGGCGUCAAAAGCAAGGUGCGCACUAGCUCCUUCUCUCAAAACAGUGGUAGUAGCAGAUACUAGGAGCAACAACCAUAAAUUUCAUUGUUGAAGGUGCAACAUUCUACAAUGGAAAACCAGCAAUAAUGACAGAAACUAUAUUUAAGAUGAAUAAACGCGGUCCAACAGAAGCUGCAGAUUUUCCAUUAAAACAGGAAGGCCUUUCAAGUCAUGAUGAUGAUAAGGUCGCAAAGGCUUCAGCAGCGAGCUCAUCAGCAUCCUCACAAUGGCUGAAGUUGAAGGAUCCAAGGAUUGUGAGAGUGUCUCGCGCCUUCGGAGGGAAAGACAGGCACAGCAAGGUGUGCACAAUAAGAGGACUGAGAGACAGGAGAGUGAGACUAUCAGUCCCCACUGCCAUUCUCCUCUAUGAUCUCCAAGAUAGGCUUGGACUCAACCAACCAAGCAAAGUUGUUGAUUGGUUGCUCAAUGCAGCUAAGCAUGAAAUUGAUGAACUCCCACCUUUGCCUAUUCCCCCAGGAAACAUCACCCUUGGUUAUCCAUCUCUUGUUAGCCCAAAUACAACUCUCUGGAAAUCAAAGCCUAAAGAAGUAGUGGUUACUGAAAAAGACAAUUGGGUAAGUAGAAAUGAAGAUGAGGAUGUUAAACAAGGAAGCAAUGAAGAUGUUUUGCCAAACAAUGUAUUUCCAAUUAGAGCAAAUCAUCCAUCAUUUCUUGGCUUGCUGAAUACUGUUCAUCCACUUGGUUAUAAUCAGUUUGAGCCUUCAGCUAAUGUUGGUCAUUUGGCAAACCUUGGAUUUGUAAACCAAGGAGAUAUACCCAGCAAUAUUAAUGCUGUGACUUUCCCUUCAACAUUGACUUUAUCAACUCAGCCAUAUUUUCCUUCACAUGUGGGAGCAAUGGAGAUGGAUCCAAGACAAAUCAACCACUAUCAAAUGUUGAGUUCAAGUUCUCAGAAUUUAACCAUUUGUGAUGAUCUUCAUUCAUCUCAGCAUCUCAUGAGCCAAUCUGGGAAACCAUUCAGCUUUGUUGGGAAGUUCAACUUCAAGCAGAAUUAGCUACAAAAGUUACUCUUACAACAUUCUUCUCCUCUUACAAACAUGUGGAUGGAUCAUGAUCAUGACAGUGAGAAGUUCAUUUUAGUUAUCGGUUUGGAGAAUCAUUUUGCUUUCGUUAAAUUAGAUAUGUUUUGAUUGUAUGAUUUUCCAGUUUUAUAGGUAAGAAGACUUAAACUUCUCCAUUAGUUUCAUCUAUAUGGUUUGUAAAGGUCUACAAAUAACAAAGAAUGAUUUUUUUUCAUGGGGAAGAGAUUUCCUGAAGUGAUAAAGAAUUGUUCCACUAAAGAGAAA